AUAACUGGUUCGCUCCGCGCGCAGCCAGGCGGCUGCGCGACCUCACCGUCGUUCGGUACUAUGUAGGAUCUCUAAGUUCUCCAUUGACUCGGUCACCAACGGAUGCGAAUCCGUGUCGUGUCGACUUCGGUUUAGAGAACAUUAAGGCGACACCAAAACUGAAUCCAGUUACAUGCAGUUGUAAGUUGGGACAUCACAAAAAGCAAGCAGGAUUGUGUGUUUUCCUGCAAUACUAACAACCACUCGCUCUGUUUUGUUUUUCCAUUUUUCCCCCAAAGCAACACCUCUAAUUGUCAAAACCACCAUAGCCCAAUUAUAGAAAAGAAACCCCUUGAUGGUUAAGGAGGGAAACGGAGGAACAUUGGCGGUUCAUUCCCGAAAGUUUAGGACUUUGAAUAGGAAUUGAAGCAGAAUGUCCUCAUGAAUUCCUGAAACAACAAUAGAGGAUCGACCCGCCAUGCCGAGCAAGCUGAAGAAGGCGAUCGGGGCCGUGAAGGAUCAAACAAGCAUAAGCCUCGCCAAGGUCGGCAACACCAAUGCGUCCAUCCUCGAAGUCACGGUCCUCAAGACCACCUCGCAUGAGGAGGUCCCCAUGGAGGAGCGUCAUGUGGAUGAGAUCCUCAAGCUGAUCGCCUCGAACAAGGUCUACGCAGCGACCUGCGCGCAGCUGCUCGCCAAGCGCAUCGGCAAGACCCGGAAUUGGAUCGUCGCGCUCAAGUCCCUAAUGCUAGUCCUCCGGAUCUUCCAGGACGGCGACCCCUACUUCCCCAGGGAGGUGCUCCACACGAUGAAGCGCGGUGGCAAGAUCCUCAACCUGUCGAGCUUCCGUGACCACUCAAAUUCGAGCCCGUGGGACUACACUGCCUACGUCCGGACAUUCGCACUCUACCUCGAUGAGCGAUUAGAUUGCUUCCUCAUGGGGAAGCUGCAACGGCAGGUGGCGUACCGGAAGAGGGAAAACGAGCAGCUCGUGAACAGGAGAGCAACCGAGCCAAUCAUUAGGGAUAUGAAGCCCGGAAUGUUGCUCGACAGGAUCACUUAUUGGCAGAGACUGCUUGAGAGGGCCAUUGCCACAAGGCCAACAGGCUCGGCCAAGGGCAACAAUUUGGUUCAGAUCUCACUCCAUGCCAUUGUUCAGGAGAGCUUUGAUCUGUACAGAGACAUAUCUGAUGGCCUUGCACUGCUCUUGGAUAGCUUCUUCCAAUUGCAAUACCAGACUUGUGUCAGUGCCUUCCAAACAAGCAUCAAGGCCUCGAAGCAAUUCGAAGAACUAUCAUCUUAUUACAGUUUGUGCAAGAACUUGGGGGUCGGUCGGACAUCUGAAUACCCGAGCGUGCAGAAGAUAUCCGAUGAGCUCAUCGAGACAUUGCGGGAGUUCUUGAAGGACCAGGACUCGUUCCCGGCUAGUGGGAGGAUGUCAUCUCCGCAGAUGCUCCUUCCCGCGACGCCAGGCAGCGGGAAGGAUUCCAGUGCAACAUCCGAGCAGUUUGGUUCCUACGAAUGCUCUGAGACCUCAGAGCACACGGAGGGAUUUUCCGAGAAGGGUUCCGAGUUCAGCUCGCAGUGCAAGUCCCCAGAGGACGUGACAAGUGUGACGGAUGUGGGGACUAGCCCAUCGAUCACAUUCGAGCAAGAAAUUAAGAUUGAACAAUUCAAGAAGCAACCGGAUCAAGAGGACAGCGUGAACACCAACACGGGUACACAUUCGCCGCAUUCAUCAUCAACAGAUCCUCAAGAAACAAGUUCAACAGCAACUUUUGUAUCUUUCGAUGACUGGCCACCACAAGAAGUACCACAUCAAGAGCAAGGACAGCACAAUUCAAGACCAAAUCGUAAAAAUAGUUCAAGAGAUUGCUGGGAGCUAGAAUUGGCUAUGACAGCAGGACAAGUGCAACCAAAUGUGAAUGCUACGAUUCCCAAUGAUUCAGGAUCAGCCUCCACCACUGUGAUUGAUCUUUUCCGCGACGCCCCAAUUCCUAGUUCUCAAAAUAAUCCAUUUCUGCAGGACACAGCUGCAUCAAGCGCAACAGUGCUGGCAUCCACCGCAGCCUCCGGCGAGGCUUUCCAUUCUGGCACUGAUCUGUUCUCAGUUGCUCCCACCUUCCAUGCUACACCAAAACUGACUACCGGCGCACAAAAUCCAAAUGCGAAUGCAGUUACAGCACAAAUCGAGAACGAUCCAUUCACGUCAAGCUUCGAAGUGGUGGCCAGUGGACAGAGGUCUGAUGGAUCCACUAACCAAGAAAACUUGCGGUAUGAGCAACAGUUGUGGUUGCAGCGCCAGAACAAGAUCAUAGCAAAACAUAUGAAGUAGCCGUGUACGUUGCCGACAAGUUUGUGUAUAUAAUCACAGGACGAUACUUAGCUCAUCUUAGUUGUGGUCUAACCGAUUACGUUAUUUCCUUU
Messenger RNA from Syzygium oleosum, 2406 nucleotides. RefSeq names its product clathrin coat assembly protein AP180. Gene Ontology annotation, cellular component: clathrin-coated pit; clathrin-coated vesicle. The coding region runs from base 458 to 2314 and encodes 618 amino acids. The record is from RefSeq and is a predicted model, not a curated record. The transcript has a single exon. Gene Ontology annotation, biological process: vesicle budding from membrane; clathrin coat assembly; clathrin-dependent endocytosis. Lineage: Eukaryota; Viridiplantae; Streptophyta; Magnoliopsida; Myrtales; Myrtaceae. Gene Ontology annotation, molecular function: SNARE binding; 1-phosphatidylinositol binding; phosphatidylinositol-4,5-bisphosphate binding.